Molecule: messenger RNA, 4133 nt
Organism: Ruditapes philippinarum (Manila clam)
Lineage: Eukaryota; Metazoa; Mollusca; Bivalvia; Venerida; Veneridae
Product: ras-related GTP-binding protein C-like
Exons: 11
Coding region: 152-1396 (414 amino acids)
Biological process (GO): cellular response to starvation; cellular response to amino acid stimulus; positive regulation of TOR signaling
Cellular component (GO): nucleus; Gtr1-Gtr2 GTPase complex; lysosome
Molecular function (GO): GTP binding; GTPase activity
Source: RefSeq, a predicted model, not a curated record
UCAAUUUUCGUAAACAUAAUAAAUGAAACCCGUCUAAUAUGUCAGAUGACAGUCACGCUUCCUAUAAGUUAUAUUUUAUAUAAAAUCUAAAAGGACAGCCUUGUAUUAUGAAAUUAAGAUACAUGAACAGUUGAAACAAUAUUGAAACAAAAUGUCUUACGAGCCAGAUGAUAUGGGUCAGUACAGUGUCUCGUUUCCACGUGACUUCAACUACGGGCCUGAAGAUGGAGAGGGAGAUAGUGGAGGAGCUACACCUGAGCACAAACCUAGAAUAUUACUGAUGGGCCUUAGAAGGAGUGGUAAAUCAUCUAUACAGAAAGUAGUUUUUCAUAAAGUGUCACCAAAUGAGACCCUAUUCCUUGAAAGUACAAAUAAAGUUGUCAAAGAAGAUGUAACAAAUUGCUCAUUUGUGGUAUUUCAAAUCUGGGAUCUGCCAGGUCAUUUAGACUAUUUUGACUCAACAUUUGAUUCUGAACAUAUAUUUGGAGGCUGUGGUGCACUUAUUUUUGUCAUAGAUUCACAGGAUGAUUAUAUGGAUGCUUUAGCAAAGCUUCAUUUCACGGUGUCUCGAGCAUACAAAAUAAAUCCAAAAAUAAAAUUCGAAGUGUUUAUCCAUAAAGUAGAUGGUCUGUCAGAUGAUCAUAAGAUAGAGACUCAGCGGGACAUACAUCAACGUGCGACAGAUGAUCUCGUCGAUGCUGGAUUAGAAAACUUACAUUUAAGCUUCUAUUUAACGAGUAUAUAUGACCACUCUAUAUUUGAGGCAUUUAGUAAAGUCAUACAGAAGUUAAUUCCACAGUUGCCAACACUAGAAAACCUGCUAGACAUCUUCAUUUCAAAUUCAGGGAUUGAGAAAGCGUUUUUGUUUGAUGUGGUCAGUAAAGUAUAUAUUGCUACAGAUAGUUCACCUGUAGACAUGCAAUCCUACGAGUUAUGCUGUGAUAUGAUAGAUGUUGUACUCGACAUCUCAAUGAUAUAUGGUGAAGAAACAGCUACAUCAGAACUAGGUGGAAUGAGCCUGUUAACUGCGUCACAACCACAUGCAAACUUCUCUAUAAGUCCUAUCAGUUUCCAUAGCGACGAGUCAUCUAGUGAGGAUGGGGAUUCGUCAUUCCCUGAUAGGUCAAAGGAAGAGAGUGCCUUUAAUACUGAGAGUUCAUCAGUCAUCAAGUUGAACAAUGGUACAGUAAUGUAUCUUCGAGAGGUCACCAAAUAUUUGGCACUUGUUUGUAUAUUAAGAGAGGACAGCUUCAAAAAACAGGGUUUGAUAGACUACAACUUCUGGUGUUUUAGACAAGGUAUACAAGAAGUGUUUGACCUCAGGAAAAAACAUGCAAAUGGAGACAUUGUACCUAAUGGCAUACCUGAGCCACAAAAGGAUGUAAAAGCGAAUUAGAAAGUGAUAUAGUUAACAAACAGGCUAUAAAAUAGCCUCCCAAAAAAUCCUUGACAAGUGUUCAUUUAAUCUAGGGGCCCCUUCAGUUAUUCAUUGUGCCGCUUACUUCAACAUUAAGAAAUGGCAAUGUAAAAUAUCAUCUCUCAAGCAUAGAUAUUUAGAGAAGUUGUGUAUUCAAUAUAUGUGGCUUCUUGAAUUAUCAUAGCUUCAAAAUGAUCAUGGCCACAAACCUGACUGAGUACUCAUGUAUACAAACAUUUACAAAAAAAAGACGUACAUUCAGCGGAAAUGGGUCAAUCAGUAGUGAGAAUGAAGUCAUUUGUGAAAUAAAAAUGUCUCUUAAUAGUUUGAAGUUAAGUUUGGAAAGUUGAAUAUUGGAAAAGCAAAGCUAAGUGUUACAUAUUUGAAUGUCAGUAAAUACUGAAAAAGCAAAACUGAAAGUGUUACAGAUUUGAAUGUCAGUGAAUGAGCACAAUGUAGUAUAACUGUAAAUUGUUUGAUAUUGACUUCUCAGGGCCUUACCCUGGUUGAUAAUUUCUGUAAGCCAAAUUUAUAGGAUUUUCUUAUUUUAUACAAAAUGAUAUAAAAAUAGCAAAACAUGGACAGGAAAUCAUUGAGCCGAAUUGAAAUUAUUCCAGUCAAAUUAACAGCAAUGGGAUAAAAUGACGAAUGGCAAAAUGAGCCUUACUGUGGCUGCAAACAGUUCUUAACCUGACCUUAGGAUUCCUCAUACAGUACUAUCUACAUUGGCUCGGCCAUUUUAAUGACUUUUUGACUACAUAACAAUGAAAGAUAUGUACAUGGCAGAAAUUUAGUGAUGUGUGCAAACAGAAGCAAUUUAAAAUCAACUUUAAAAAACAAAAUAGCUUGUUUUAAGUACUAUGUGGCAAAUGAUCAUGAUUUGAAGACAGUUAUUUAGAUUUGGUGACUGUAGUUUAAGAUUUAAGAUAUUAACUAGUUUAUUCCUUUUAUUUUAAAACCAGGACAAAGACUCCAUGCAUGAACUAGAAGUUUCUACAAAAUCAGCUUAGUCAAAUAUCAUUCAUAUGUUUCAUUAGUUAUAGAAUUAUUUUAGUAUGGACCCAAAGGGAUUAAAAAAUGUCUUCUAAAUAAGGCAUAAAGUUUUUGCAGUUAUUGUAUGAACUUUGAACAUAAGUUUUAAUGUCUUGAAUUUUCCCCAUCCAUUAUCUACAUGUACUCAUAUAUCCUAAGAACUUGUCAUUGUUAGCAGGAAAGUUUCUUCAGUAAAUUAAAAACGACUCCUAUUGCCCAUGUUUUGUAAGUUGUUUAACUCCAAUUUUGUUAUUGUUAUCCACAAUUUUACAUGUUCUUCAAUGAAUUUUGUUAAAGCCUUUAAAUCAAAGUCAUUUAUUAUAAAUAUGAUGAUUGUUGCAUACAUUGUGUUUGUGUUUAAAGACUGUUUUAAUAACCUGUAACCUGCUGGAACUAAAAGUGUUUAGUCUUUGCCACCAGUAUAGAGCCAGGCCAACCUAUCUAUGCUCUAUACUGCUGACUUACUUUAUAUUUUCAUCUUGAUACCUCCCUACGUGAUAAUGUACUGUUCCAGAUCUAGAAGCUGGACAUGUCCAUUUAAUAAAUUCAGCAUGUUGAGGAUUUAUAUUGUAUUAUUGUUAUAGACUUUAUUUAAAGAGGCAACAUAGUUGGGCAUGCCCAGUCUUCACUGUGAGGCUCUAUAUUGUAUACCAAUAACUUUUGUGCAAAAUUUUAGAUCAUUUUCUCGCUUUGCUUUUAUACCUCAGUUGAGCUCCUUUAAAACCAAAAACUUUAAGCAGUUUGUUCACCAUUGCCAUUGAUGUGAACUACAUGUAUAUACUUGAUAUACAUGCAACCAAUAAGAUAUUUUCUAUAUAAUAUGCUGAAACAUCACUUCAACUGAAAUAAUGAAAACUUGCUGUUGCUUGCAAAAAGUGAAAGAAAAUAACAACAGAAAAAGUAUAGGUUUUUUUUAUGACGAAUAUAUUUUGAACAAGAAAUAUCUUCAGAACAUUUGUACCACAUGCAUUUUGUGUAAGAAUGGUAGAGUACAUGUAUAUGACCUGUAAGAAUGCGUUCUACGUGUACAUGCACUGGUUAAUGUUUAUGCUUUUCAACACAAUUCAUAUUCGUUCUAAAAAACAAGUUCCAGAAUUAAAUACAGUAAAAUCCACUUAUAACGAUAUUUAGGGGACUGCCAAAGUUAUAUUGUAAUAUCGGGAUAUCGUCAUUUACGAUAGGCAAGUAGUCCGGACCACGGCAACAUCAUAUAUUGUUAUAAGCGGUAUAUUGUUAUAAGCGAUCUCGUCUUAAGUGGAUCUUAGUGUAUGUUGUUGCAUUACAGCAGAUCAGAUGGACAAAAGCUUAUCACUGUACAGUUGUAAUUCUCUUGAAUUCUAGAUUUGUUUAAAAUAGUCAAUUUUAUCCUUGUUGUUGUUUUCAAUAUUUAUAUUUUGUACAUAUAUUGUACACAUCAUGUAAACGUCAUUGUGUAAAAUUUUCAAAACAAAUUUAAUAAGGUUAGACAGUUAAAAUGUUUGUAUGAUAGUGAACGUGUAUUUCGAUGCUUGAAUUUAUAUAAAGAAUGAAUGUAUUAGAAAAUUGUUGAGAUAAAUGAUCGUGUAUUUCCGAGAUUAUACAUGUAUUUAUGAAUAGCUUUCAUUUUGAUAUGUUUAUAUAUAUGUAGAUAUAUUAUUGUAAAUAUUUGAAAGUAAAAAAUAAAUAAAUGAAAUAUAUAAUACAA